UGUGAGCAGUGUGUUGCUGCAUUCGCUGUGUCUGCUGUAGCCUCGCAGUGGGAACGCACUGGGAAGCCAUUCAACCCAUUGCUUGGAGAGACCUAUGAACUGAUCAGAGAUGAUCUUGGAUUUAGACUUCUCUCAGAGCAAGUCAGCCAUCAUCCACCAAUCAGUGCUUUCUAUGCUGAAGGCUUAAAUAAUGAUUUUGUGUUUCAUGGAUCAAUUUAUCCUAAACUCAAAUUCUGGGGCAAGAGUGUGGAAGCAGAACCAAAAGGCACGAUGACUUUGGAGCUUCUUGAGCACAAUGAAGCCUACACAUGGACAAAUCCUACAUGCUGUGUGCAUAACAUUAUUGUGGGCAAACUUUGGAUCGAGCAGUAUGGAAACGUGGAAAUAACUAACCAUAAAACUGGUGAGAAAUGUGUGCUCAGCUUCAAGCCCUGUGGCCUCUUCGGGAAGGAGCUGCACAAAGUUGAAGGCUACAUUCAGGACAAAAGCAAAAAGAAACUCUGUGCAUUGUAUGGGAAGUGGACUGAGUGUUUGUACAGUGUUGACCCAGCUACAUUUGAAGCUUACAAGAAAAACGACAAGAAAAAUACAGAAGAGAAGAAAAGCAGUAAACAG
Messenger RNA from Ficedula albicollis (Collared flycatcher), 615 nucleotides. RefSeq names its product oxysterol-binding protein-related protein 1-like. Gene Ontology annotation, molecular function: cholesterol binding. The annotation marks the transcript as partial. Gene Ontology annotation, cellular component: intracellular membrane-bounded organelle; cytosol; membrane. Lineage: Eukaryota; Metazoa; Chordata; Aves; Passeriformes; Muscicapidae. The transcript has 5 exons. The record is from RefSeq and is a predicted model, not a curated record.